AUGGAAAAGCAACAAUUUGAUGAGGAGAGAGGAAAAAAGGACGAAGAAAUUAUAGCCAAAUUAACGAUACUAAAGAUAUCCUCUGUGAUCAAAAAUGGAGAUGUAUCAAAUUGCAGAGAACUAAUUUUAAAAAACAGAAACAUAGAAGAAUGUGAAGAAUUAUAUCAAAUGAAAAAUUUGCAAAAAAUUGACUUGAGUGAAAACAAAAUAAAAGAUAUGUCGAUGCUUGAAAUGAAUUUAAAUUUACAACAAAUCAUUUUACAACACAAUUUAAUAGACAACAUAAAUUACCUAAGCAACAUAACCAACUUAGUGUACCUAAAUUUGUCAAACAAUAAAAUCAAAAUAAUGGAUGGCGUGUGCGAAUUGAAAAAUUUGAAAACGUUAAUAUUAGCAUAUAACGAGAUUGAGAAAGUUCCCAAUUUAGCAAAUCUUCAAAAUUUGGAGACCCUCAUUUUAAAAAACAAUAAAAUUGAAACGCUUGCAAAACCGACCAAAGUUAUGACACACUUAAAAAAAAUCUCUCUCUCUUUUAACAAAAUGAGAGAAUUUUGUUUUGGUUCCCAUUUUUCAAGUGUACAAGAGUUACGAUUAAACAAUAACAAAUUAACACAUGUCCAGCGGGAUGUCGUAUACAUGACCGCGUUAAAACAGCUUUAUAUACAAAAUAAUUUCAUUAUGGACGCAGCAAUUUUAAGCCAUUUAUGUGAACUGAAUUAUUUAAAAAAUAUUGUCAUUUCGGAGAACCCCUUUUUUAAAAACAUGAACAUUGAAUUGUUAAAUAAAUUUAUUCAAAUGUGUAAAAAGAAUUUAACGACCAUUAAUUCGGUAACAAUUCCACCUAGUAGAAAAUUUCACAGCUUCCUCUUCGACCACGCAAAUGAUAUAGCUGCUAAGCAGCAGAACCACCGUCGCAAUGGUCAUGAGUCCAAAGCCGGGGGAGGCCCUACUCAAAUGUAUGCCAAAAGGGACGACGCUCACAUGGGGAGAAACAACCUGCACAUCCGCAAAGGGGAUUGGAAGAAAAAAGGAAAAAAAGACUCUUUCAGAUUUCUACAAAGCUUGACAACCAACGAUUUAAAUAAAAUAAUAACGGAAAAGGAUUUUUCUUUAUACAAAAAUGUCCCAAAAAAUGUACUAUCCAGCCUGGAUGAUACAAGUGCGUAUCAACUGUGUGGCCAUAAUGUAAACCACAAAAAAUGGACGAAGGGAUUGCCUUCCCUAUUUUUACACAACAAUGGCAAAAUAUUGGCUGACUGUUUUCUAUACAAUGUAAAAUAUACUCAUGAAGAAAAUAUCUUUAGCCUCUUUUACAUGGAUUGCAAUAUCAAAGCAUGCAGAAUGUUGCUCAGCAUAUUGGAAAAGCGCAAGCUCGCAUGUGAUGUUCACUUUAGCCAGAUGUCCAACAUCGCGGUUUAUCAGCUCCUGCCAAGUGCUUGUGUCCUCCAGGGGGGAAUUUCCAAAGUCGACGCUGUGGGCAUCGAUGGAGAUACCGCUACCAAAGUGAAGGACGAACUUUCUACUCUUUCCAAUGACCCAGGAAUAUUCCUCUUGUCCAAGGAUGCAAGAAAUGAUCACUUAGGAUAUAGAAUGUACCAAAUGAAGAGGGAGGGGCAGAAGCUGAUAGACGAGAAAAGGGACAAAGGGGAAAGCAUAAUCAUGACAACAGAUUUUGUGCAUUCCCCCUUGAGUAAAACGCCCAGUGAGGGGAUCGACCAGAUUAGCAGCGAGAAUAAAAAGGAACCCUGCGAAAUGCUUCUCAGCUUUGUAAAGGAGGAAAAGGUAAACUUGCCCGCCACUUUCAUGUAUGACUAUAUGAAGCUGAAUUUAGGAGUCGUCGAAAAUUUGUAUUCAAACGAUCCGCUUUUUGGGGAUGUCACGGAGGAAGUCGCAAGCGAUUCGCAUGUUUCGACUGUUUAUGGUGGGCCCAGUGCGUCCGAUACAGCAAAUGGCGCAAAGGGCAACAUGGACAGGGACUCGUUCAAAUAUAAAGACCUCUCCCCCUUCGACCUCAACUACGAUAAGUUAAACUAUUUGGCCAAAGACAAAGGAUGCUACGUAGGCCAAGAAGCAAUAAACAGAACAAGGAACGAAAUAUUUAUAAAUAAGUACCAACUGACCAUGUGUGUAAACUACGACUACCUCGAUAUGUUUCUGGAGAAUUGCGACAGUUUAAACAAAACUAUUUUGGCUGAUUCGUUUUUUCAAAAAUACAUAAAACGCAUUAAUGAUAGGAGUUUAUUGAAGCCAACUUUUUUUUUGUUGAAAAAUGCAUCCAGAAAUUUGGAACGUGCCAUUAACUAUGAACAACAAUUUAACGUAAUUGUUCAGAAGGGUUGCGCAAAAGGUGGUGACUCCGCAAAUAGUAGCGACAUAGCAAAUGGUACUAUAGUGGGAAAUGUCUUUUUUUAUAACCAUGUGAUGGGAUUAUGUUUUUUAAUCAAAAAGCGGAUAGCCCUUGUAAGUGGCGACAUUUAUUCUGCUGCUUCCAAUGUGUAUAUUAAAAACAAAGUUGGUGAAGAGCACCACCGAGUUUGUCUUUUCCCAUUUAAUUAUCACAGCAAAGCAUUUUAG
This is a messenger RNA of Plasmodium fragile, 2574 nucleotides long. RefSeq lists its product as uncharacterized. Gene Ontology annotation, molecular function: protein binding. NCBI's taxonomy places the organism in Eukaryota, Apicomplexa, Aconoidasida, Haemosporida, Plasmodiidae. The record is from RefSeq and is a predicted model, not a curated record. The transcript is spliced from 2 exons. Bases 1 to 2574 code for a protein of 857 amino acids.